CGCGCUUCCUCGUCUGUUCCGCAUGUUCGGGGCGGCUUGUUCUCUUUUCCUCUCGGCAGAGAAGAGGCAAUGGCGGCGAUGGCAUCUUUCGGCGCCCUGGCGCUACUCCUGCUGUCCAGCCUAUCUUGCUGCUCAGGUAGCCUCCUGCUCACCUCUUAGAGAAUCCUCCAGCCCGUUGCUAGCAGUGUCUUCAAAAAACAAACCUGGCUGUAAACCCCUUUUAGGGGCUCCACAGUGUCCACAGGAAAAAAGCCCAGCUUAGCAGGUCACAGAAGGCAGAGGCCUGCCUGGAACCCCAGAUCACCCCUUCUUACUAUACAACUUCAGAUGCCGUCAUUUCUACAGAGACCGUAUUCAUCGUGGAGAUCUCACUGACCUGCAAGAACAGGGUGCAGGGAGAAUAAGGAUUCCAAUUCACAGGGUUCAGGAGAGAUGAGGGCACAGCGAGGCCAGAUCCUAGCAAGUACUUCAAGAGCAUUUUCCUGACCUGCUUGAACAUGGCUCUUUAUGCCGACGUAAGUGGAAAACAAUUUCCUGUAACCCGGGGCCAGGAUGUGGGCCGAUAUCAGGUGUCCUGGAGCCUGGAGCACAAGAGCGCCCAUGCAGGUACCUAUGAGGUCAGAUUCUUCGAUGAAGAGUCCUACAGUCUUUUAAGGAAGGCUCAGAGAAAUAAUGAGGACGUUUCCAUCAUCUCACCCCUGUUCACAGUCAAUGUGGACCAUCGGGGUACCUGGAAUGGGCCUUGGGUAUCAACGGAGGUGCUGGCUGCAGCAAUUGGCAUAGUGGUCUACUACCUAGCCUUCAGUGCAAAGAGCCACAUCCAGGCCUGAGGGCAGCAUCCUCAGCCCUCCAUUGCUUCUUUCAAUAAACAGUCACUGUUUGCCACGAAUACACUUAAGCCCUGGGGCUCCUGUGUCUGGGCAGAGCUGGAGAUCCAGCUGCCUCUGUCUGCCUGAAAAAUAGAAAUACUGAGUGGAGAGCUGAA
Molecule: messenger RNA, 985 nt
Organism: Meriones unguiculatus (Mongolian gerbil)
Lineage: Eukaryota; Metazoa; Chordata; Mammalia; Rodentia; Muridae
Gene: Ssr4
Product: signal sequence receptor subunit 4
Exons: 8
Coding region: 498-830 (110 amino acids)
Cellular component (GO): endomembrane system; membrane; endoplasmic reticulum
Source: RefSeq, a predicted model, not a curated record